GAGAUGGGAAGAAAAUGGACAUACUGGUUCAAGCUGACGGGAAGGCGAGGGUAACUCAAAUAACCAAGCUUUGCAACAGCGACGUGAGGAGCACGUCGAAGCCUGAAGUGGAUGGUCUACACCACGAACAUAUAUUCAGUGGCCUGUUAAAGUGGCCUUGAGUGAAUAACAAGUCAUUGGGGAGUAGCGUCAGGAUUGUUUGCUUUUUAAUGGAAUGGGAAGUGUGUUGACAUUGACCGAAUCUUCUUAUUUCGACAGGGCCAAUCUAAAAAGACUAGAUCUGUUUUUUCUUUGGGAGAGGGGUGGUUGAAAAAGAAUUGUUAUGAAAGUUAUUGUGACCCGCCUCCAGCGGUCAGACGAAGAAAACGAAAGCAAGAAGAAGGAAGUGCCGUUGUGUGCUCGCCCCAAUGGCGUCGGUGAACCCUUUCUUAAAUCUAACCAAAGAUCUUUCGUGUUCUAUUUGCCUCGAGUUUUACGAAGAUCCCGUGUUUCUGGAAUGUGGCCACAACUUCUGCGAAGCCUGUAUCUCAUCCUUUUGGGAAAACGGGGAAUGUUCGUGUCCAGAAUGCCGACGGUUCCUUCCACAGAAAGUGCUCAAACCUAACAGACAGCUAGCAAGUAUCGUUGAGAACGUCCGGACCCUCGUAGCCGGUUCCGAGGACAGGGAUUGGGGAGGAACACUGCGUAGGUUUCGUGGCACGGGACAGAACCAGCUUGCCGGUGCCCAACGCCUCCCUCCCAGCGCUGCAGAUCUCAAGAGAAAGGUAGAUGAGCUCAUGUCCCAGUUUGAAGGGGAGUUCGCUGAACUGCACCGGAUUCUUGACAGGGAAGAACAGGAAAUGAAACAAAGACUCAGCCAGAAAGGAAAGGAGUUGCAGCGCAGGCUGGUGAACAGCAGCAGGCAAAACAAUGAUAAUGAUCCUUCUCUCCUGCAAAUGAUCUGGAGUUUACUGAAGGAGAUCACAACACCACCAGCUGCUGGUGAAACCAGGAAAGAAAACAAAGUUUUUAAUGACAUAUUGAUUGGUGAGUUUGGGGGACCUCUACAGCACAUGGUGUGGAGACAGAUGAGAAAAUUGAUAAAACCAGCAUUCGCUCGAUUGGCCCUAGCUCCGAAUUCAGCUCACCCAAGGCUCAUUUUAUGUCCAAGUAUGACCACGGCAUUAGUUGGAUACCUGCCACAGCAGUUACCGGAGAAUCCAAAACGAUUUCGGAAACUUAUCUGUGUGUUGGGAUCAAAACAAUUUACAUCAGGGAAACACUACUGGGAGGUCACAGUUGACCAGGGGGCGAAGUGGAUGGUUGGAGUUGUGAAGGAGUCUGUAAGCAGAUACGAACUUGAAGAAAUGACUGUACAGAACGGUUACUGGGUAAUAAGUCCUUAUGUAACCAAUUGGAUCCAAUCACUCUGCGAUUUCUUUGCACAGACAUACAGAAAUCCAAAACACACCGAGCAUCUUAAGCUCCAAAUUAAUCCAACAAAGGUUGGUGUUUAUCUGGACUACGAGGGAGGGCAGGUGUCAUUUUACAAUGCUGGUAACAUGUCUCACCUCUACACACAUAGUGGGCCAAUGUCUGGUGCAGUCUUACCUUUCUUUGGACCUGGAAAUUCAGCAAAUGAUCGAAUCAGGCUGGUUCAGCCCUGGUGGUAAAUUUGAUGUAUCUUGUCAGUUACAUGAAAAUGUUGUAAGAAUGAAUUAUUAAAUAAGCAGUUAGAUCAAGACCUGUUUACAAUUUAAGUUUGCUGUAAUAACUAGAAAGAAGGCAAACUUUGAUGUAAUAACUUAUUUCCCUGCAGCUUAACCUAUUCUAAAGGAUAUGGUGGAAGUUUGCCGUAGUCAUCAGCUCCCUUCCCCCUUCUACCACUCACACAUAUACAACGGGUAACUUAGUGAUGAUUAACAUACCUGCACAUCUUUGUGUGGAAAAAGGGUGUACUCAGAAAAUUCACACUUAUUCCUCAAUCAUACUUUAUUUACCUGUGUGCAAAGAAAACAGCAUGGCCCCUGUCACCACACUGUUCUGAAGUUUGACAUGUUUAGAAAGAGUUGACUAGCAGUUAAGGAUAUAGACCAUUUGAUAAACUGUGCAUAUUCAAUGUCAGGUGUUUAAAAUCACCAGAAACUACAAGCUAACAAUCAAUGAUAUUUUGUAGUAAAGUAAUUAUUCCCUAGUUGGUGUGUCCUUUGAAUCCUUCUGUUACAUACUUGUCUCAGUAUCCCAAAUGGCUCCACUACCUUGCUGUGCAUAAGGAAAACAUGUUUCAAAGGUCUCUCUUCAAAUGCUUCCCUUGCCUGGGUUGUCCUCACACUAUGGGUAACCUACUCUUGCCCGGACAUUACUUUAACCCUUAAUUUGCUGCAACUACCACAUGGGAUAUAUUGGGGAAAUGCAUGUUCGCAGACAGAACAUGCAGGCUGCACACAGACAUCACAGUUCAUGACACUUCAUAGGUGAUUAGUCCCCUAGAGACGUUGUAUUUCUUCAAGUACCCCAGUAAAUCUAUAGGCAAGAUGGCACCAGCAAUAUUUUGAAAACAGCUCACAAAAUUACUGGAUGCUCUGGUAAUUAUACUUCUUCUGAACUGCGAUCGUUGCAGUCUGCAGCCUGUAAUUUCCCCUUCAAAGGUGUACUUUCAAACUGACAAAAUGAUCUGGCACAUUUGCAAUCUCCUGGGAGAUUCAGCAAACUAGACUCCCAAGAGUGCAGGUAGAACCAGGGCGACUAUCACCAGGGUCAGACACUGCAGCGAGGUCUGACAGUAGGAGACAAACCUGUGAUCAGCUCCAUUACAUCAUGACAAUAACAAACAAGAAGAGCCAAAAAGGAAUAGGUGCUUGGUGAUGUCUGCCUGUGUUUGACCAGUCUCCCUUUUAAAGAGAAUCGCUAUUGCCAUCAGACAGGAGGUGCAGAAGUCUUGGGUCCCAUGCCACCAGGUUCAGAAGUUGAUGCAAUGGAGCCUUCGGGCUCCUGAGCCUCAGCACUGAACGGGGUCCACGGUUGUUGGGAACUCCGCAGUUCAUGUAGCAUGUGUUUUUAUUGUCUGUCAUUUACUAUUUGCGUGAUUUGUUCUCUUUUUGCAAAUUGGAUAUGUGGUCGUUGUGUUUUAUUUAGUGAAUUCAGUUGCAUUUCUUUGUUUUGUGACUACUGUACCUGCAAGAAGAUGAAUCUCAAUGCUGUAUAUAAUAAAUUUCGAUAAUAAAUUUGAACUUUGGUGAAGU
Messenger RNA from Hypanus sabinus (Atlantic stingray), 3221 nucleotides. Its product is annotated as E3 ubiquitin-protein ligase TRIM69-like. The record is from RefSeq and is a predicted model, not a curated record. Bases 408 to 1652 code for a protein of 414 amino acids. Gene Ontology annotation, molecular function: protein binding. Lineage: Eukaryota; Metazoa; Chordata; Chondrichthyes; Myliobatiformes; Dasyatidae. The transcript is spliced from 5 exons.